This is a messenger RNA of Zingiber officinale, 445 nucleotides long. Its product is annotated as UPF0047 protein YjbQ-like. The transcript is spliced from 4 exons. The record is from RefSeq and is a predicted model, not a curated record. Lineage: Eukaryota; Viridiplantae; Streptophyta; Magnoliopsida; Zingiberales; Zingiberaceae. The coding region runs from base 63 to 335 and encodes 90 amino acids.
AUAAGGGCCCUCGUACACUUGUCGUGGCCGCCGCCGGCAUUUCUACUGCUGUCUCUGAGGCCAUGGCCGCCAAGUGGGCACAGAAGACCGUCGUCGUCCCUGCUCAGAGGCGCGGAUGCCAUCUCAUCACCCCCAAGAUUGUUGAAGAGAUACAACAAGAUUUGUCGGGCUUCAAAUGCGGCCUUGCUCAUCUUUUCCUGCAGCAUACAAGUGCUUCUCUCACCAUAAAUGAGAAUUAUGACUCUGAUGUUCAGAGCGACACUGAAACAUUUCUGAAUCGGAUUGUGCCAGAGGGUCGAUCUGCACCGUGGAAGCACACAUUGGAAGGUGAGUAAACGUGAAAAUUGCAGCCUCCCAAUUUCAUUAACACCCAAUACUGAAAUAGCCUUCUUUCAUCUCUGGCAAUUGCCAGAAAAAUCAGUAUCAGCUGAUAAAGCAGUUACGA